This is a messenger RNA of Paramacrobiotus metropolitanus, 1523 nucleotides long. RefSeq names its product kelch-like protein diablo. The coding region runs from base 147 to 1523 and encodes 458 amino acids. The transcript has 5 exons. Gene Ontology annotation, molecular function: protein binding. The record is from RefSeq and is a predicted model, not a curated record. Lineage: Eukaryota; Metazoa; Tardigrada; Eutardigrada; Parachela; Macrobiotidae.
CGUUUACCAAGAAGUCAACAAUAGCGUAUUAUGAUGACUGUUUUCAGUUCGUUUAGUAGCUACUUACAUUUUGUCUGUCCGUCAUAAAGUUUUGUUAUAAACUUUCACGACUCUCAACCAUUCAGCUGCAGCCUGCAUUUAUCACCAUGUUGCCCAACGUGAGCCCAUCAAUGUCUCGGAUUGAGCCCCUCUCAGAAUCUGGCGCAGAUUCCUCUAAGAAUGCCCGUUUGAAACACACCAUCAGUGAAGGGUUUCUCCGUGAGUUAUACGAUUUGAAAUCCACUGGCACACUGUGUGAUGUGGUUUUGAAAGGAUCGGAGGAAAGCGCAGCUGGCAUUCCAUGCCACCGUGUGGUCCUUUGCGCACACAGCAGUUAUUUUCGCACCAUGUUCACGUCGGAGUGGAAGGAGAAGUACCAGGCAGAGGUCCAGCUGAAGAACAUUCCCGGCGGCCCGCUGAGCGAGCUGGUAAAUUUUGCUUACACGAUGGAAAUCAGUAUUCACGAACAGAAUGUCCACAACGUCCUAACUGCAGCAAUUUUCCUGGAUAUCAUCCCAGUGGCAAAAAUGUGUUGGGAGUUCGUGGAAGAUCACUUGGAUGCCUCCAGCUGUUUGAUGAUUCACUGUCUGGCGGAAAAGCACAAAAAUGGCGACCUGACAGAGAAAGCUAAAGCCAUGGUCCUUCGCCACUUCGUUCCCGUUUCACAGAGCGCAGAUUUUUUACUGAUAGACGCGCAGAAGGUAGUCGAGCUGGUCGCAUCGGAUGCACUGCAUGUGGAGAAGGAGGACGAAGUGCUUCAAGCUGUCAAGCGUUGGUUUGAUCACGAUCCGGCUGGACGAAAAGCUCACUUUUCGGAUAUUCUGCAAUUUAUUCGGGUGACCUUUCUCGGUCCUCAAUGUCUUGAUGAGUAUUUCUUGGCUCUGCUGAAUAGCUUCAUUACGACACCAGGCGCCGAAUCGUCAGUUCGUUCCGGCAACAUCAAAGACCUGGACACCCUGGACGUCACAGAGUUAGUCUGGCGAUACAAUCCAACCACCAAUGAGUGGCAGGAAGUAGCGCCAGUGCAAGUGCGGCGCUCGUGCCACGGUGUGGCGGCGCUCAACGGUCGCAUUUAUGCCGCAGGAGGAUGUCAUCUGGAUGUUAAUGAUGAAUUUACCAAGUUAUCUUCGGUGGAAUGCUUCGAUCCACAGACAAACAGCUGGCAAUUUGUGGCGGCCUUACCGGUUGCUCUGGACGAUGUUGCUAUGGUAGCAUUCAAGGACCGGCUGUAUUUAUUCGGAGGGGAUUCAGGAGAGUCGGAGGCGGUACCAAGACUAAGCAAUAAAUUGUUCUGCUACGACCCCGUAUUGAACGCCUGGAGUGAGCUCGCCGAUAUGCCGACUGCUCGACGGUGGUGCUCUGCUUGUAUCAGUCCGAGCGGACUGAUUUACCUAAUGGGUGGAGAUGUCGGUGAACCGGAGAAAUGUGUGCGCUGUACAGAAGCCUACGAUCCAGCGACUAAUAAAUGGCUGAAGAGGGGUUAA